AUGACUCAAGCAAGCAAAGCGAAGAUGACUUUAGGUCUACUCAACCUACCUAAAGUGUACACCAGCAUCCGCAACAGCCUAAAGGCAGAAAUGCAAAAUGUGGGUUGGGUCAAUAAAAGCACGUCCGGUAUGGCUGCGUUCAAUGCCCUAUGCCUUUACUUGAUGAACUUGCCCUCCCUCAACGGUUUUCUGCCAAUUUGGACUGGGGGUGACUCCGAUGCCCGUAGAGCACUGGCGAGUGCUCUACAGUGGCUCAUCGCAGAUGUUGGUAUGAAGGAUAGGUUAUCAAGGGGACAGGGAGACCGUCAGUUCAAAGAGGCUGCCGGUGAUAGUGAUGAUGAUGAUGACGGCGGUGGUCAGGCAGCCGGAAGAUGCUCUCGCAAAGGGAAAGAGCGUGCAGUACCUCCGGAACUCGUGCGACCUUCCAUAAUGGUUACCGUGGUGGACCCCGAUGCUCUAGGGGCAUUGUUUAUGCUCGUCCCACCACCUACUUAUGACUGGAAUGAUCCCCUGAACGAACCUUCGUUCAUCGGAAUUUUGACCAAGAUAACUUUCCCCGAGCUAUGCAACUUGAUCCUGAAGCAUACCGCACCCGGCAGAGCAGUCAGGACUAUCUGGGGGGCAAUUGAGAAUGUCCCCCCGGCAGCUGUUCCUCCCGUUCGGCCGGUGGAGGUACAAAUUACCGAUUCGGAAGAACUGGAAGGUUGGUUGAAGAACAGCAAUGCCAGGCCUCGGAGGAUAUUGGCGGUCCUCCACAGAGCAGGCGUGGGUGCUAACCUGGGUGGUGCGGAAUCCCCCCGUUGA
This is a messenger RNA of Morchella importuna, 804 nucleotides long. RefSeq lists its product as uncharacterized. The record is from RefSeq and is a predicted model, not a curated record. The transcript has a single exon. Bases 1 to 804 code for a protein of 267 amino acids. Lineage: Eukaryota; Fungi; Ascomycota; Pezizomycetes; Pezizales; Morchellaceae.